GGCUCCGGCCGCCAGCCCCAGCCUCCCAGGUCCGGAGCCGGGACUGGCGGAGGCCGCGAGGGAGGGAGCACGAGCGAGGAGGCACGCGCCCGCCGGUCCGCACCCAGCCCGCCGCCGCCGUCACCUCAGCAGCCAUGGCCGAGCGCCGCGCCUUCGCCCAGAAGAUCAGCAGAACGGUGGCAGCUGAAGUUAGGAAGCAGAUCUCCGGACAAUAUAGUGGUUCUCCCCAACUGCUCAAAAACCUUAAUAUUGUUGGCAAUAUAUCCCAUCACACCACAGUGCCCCUUACUGAAGCAGUAGAUCCAGUGGAUUUGGAAGAUUACCUCAUUACUCAUCCUUUGGCUGUGGAUUCUGGGCCUUUACGGGAUUUGAUUGAAUUUCCUCCAGAUGAUAUUGAAGUUGUUUAUAGUCCUCGGGACUGCAGAACUCUUGUUUCAGCUGUACCUGAAGAAAGUGAAAUGGAUCCACAUGUUAGAGACUGUAUAAGAAGUUAUACAGAAGACUGGGCAAUUGUCAUCAGAAAAUAUCAUAAAUUGGGAACAGGAUUUAAUCCGAAUACAUUAGAUAAACAGAAAGAAAGGCAAAAAGGUUUGCCAAAACAAAUUUUUGAAUCUGAUGAAGCUCCAGAUGGCAGCAACUACCAGGAUGAUCAAGAUGAGCUUAAAAGACGUUCAGUGUCAAUAGAUGAUACCCCAAGGGGUAGCUGGGCCUGUAGUAUCUUUGACUUGAAAAAUUCACUUCCUGAUGCCUUGCUUCCCAAUUUACUUGAUCGAACUCCAAAUGAAGAAAUAGACCGUCAGAAUGAUGACCAAAGGAAAUCAAACCGUCACAAAGAACUUUUUGCUUUGCAUCCAUCACCAGAUGAGGAAGAACCAAUAGAACGGCUUAGUGUUCCUGAUGUACCCAAAGAACAUUUUGGUCAAAGACUUCUUGUAAAAUGCUUAUCACUCAAGUUUGAAAUUGAAAUUGAACCCAUUUUUGCAAGUUUGGCUUUAUAUGAUGUCAAGGAAAAGAAAAAGAUUUCAGAAAACUUUUAUUUUGACCUUAAUUCUGAGCAGAUGAAAGGGUUGUUACGUCCACAUGUACCACCUGCUGCCAUUACCACCCUGGCAAGAUCAGCAAUUUUUUCUAUCACUUAUCCUUCCCAAGAUGUUUUUCUUGUAAUAAAGCUAGAAAAAGUCCUGCAGCAAGGAGACAUUGGAGAGUGUGCAGAACCAUAUAUGAUUUUCAAAGAAGCAGAUGCCACCAAGAAUAAAGAAAAACUGGAGAAACUGAAGAGUCAAGCAGAUCAGUUUUGCCAAAGGCUUGGGAAAUAUCGCAUGCCUUUUGCUUGGACUGCAAUCCAUUUAAUGAAUAUUGUUAGCAGUGCUGGGAGUUUGGAAAGAGAUUCUACAGAAGUAGAAAUCAGUACUGGAGAACGAAAAGGGUCUUGGUCAGAGAGGAGGAAUUCUAGUAUUGUUGGCAGACGAUCACUUGAAAGGACAACAAGUGGAGAUGAUGCUUGUAACUUGACGAGCUUUCGACCAGCUACCCUCACAGUGACAAAUUUUUUUAAGCAGGAAGGAGACCGCUUAAGUGAUGAAGAUCUGUACAAAUUCCUUGCUGAUAUGAGAAGGCCAUCUUCUGUCUUACGGCGACUAAGACCUAUUACAGCUCAGCUCAAGAUAGACAUUUCUCCCGCACCUGAAAAUCCCCAUUAUUGCCUAACUCCGGAGCUGCUUCAAGUGAAGCUUUACCCUGACAGUAGAGUUAGACCUACCAGAGAAAUCUUAGAGUUUCCCGCAAGGGAUGUUUAUGUUCCAAACACUACUUACAGAAAUCUUCUCUACAUAUACCCUCAGAGUCUUAAUUUUGCCAAUCGUCAAGGUUCUGCUAGAAAUAUAACAGUGAAAGUCCAGUUUAUGUAUGGAGAGGAUCCAAGCAAUGCCAUGCCGGUAAUCUUUGGUAAAUCUAGCUGUUCAGAAUUUUCAAAGGAAGCCUAUACAGCCGUAGUAUAUCAUAACAGGUCUCCUGAUUUUCAUGAAGAAAUCAAGGUUAAGCUUCCUGCUGCUUUAACUGACCAUCAUCACUUGCUUUUUACUUUUUAUCAUGUUAGUUGUCAACAAAAACAAAAUACUCCUCUUGAAACACCAGUUGGAUAUACAUGGAUACCAAUGCUUCAGAACGGACGGUUGAAGACUGGCCAGUUUUGCUUGCCAGUCUCAUUGGAAAAACCACCACAGGCUUAUUCUGUACUGUCUCCUGAGGUUCCUCUACCUGGCAUGAAAUGGGUAGAUAAUCACAAAGGUGUUUUUAAUGUUGAAGUUGUUGCUGUUUCAUCUAUCCAUACACAAGAUCCUUAUCUUGACAAAUUUUUUGCUCUGGUCAAUGCUCUGGAUGAACACAUGUUCCCAGUCCGAAUUGGGGACAUGCGAAUCAUGGAAAAUAACUUAGAAAAUGAAUUGAAGAGCAGUAUUUCAGCACUGAAUUCAUCCCAGUUGGAACCAGUGGUCCGAUUUCUUCAUCUUCUGCUAGAUAAACUGAUACUUUUAGUUAUUAGACCUCCUGUCAUUGCUGGCCAAAUAGUUAACCUAGGUCAAGCAUCUUUUGAAGCCAUGGCAUCAAUUAUAAAUCGACUUCACAAAAACUUGGAAGGAAAUCAUGACCAGCAUGGCAGAAACAGCCUUCUUGCAUCAUAUAUUCAUUAUGUUUUCCGCCUACCAAAUACUUACCCUAAUUCAUCAUCACCAGGUCCUGGGGGUUUGGGAGGAUCAGUGCAUUAUGCCACAAUGGCUAGAUCUGCGGUGAGACCUGCAAGCCUUAAUUUAAAUCGUUCUCGAAGCCUUAGUAAUAGCAAUCCAGAUAUAUCUGGGACUCCCACGUCACCAGAUGAUGAAGUUCGAUCAAUCAUCGGGAGUAAGGGUUUAGAUCGCUCCAAUUCCUGGGUUAACACUGGUGGUCCAAAAGCUGCCCCAUGGGGAUCCAACCCCAGUCCAAGUGCAGAAUCAACACAGGCUAUGGAUCGAAGUUGUAAUCGUAUGUCUUCGCACACAGAGACGUCAAGUUUCUUACAAACAUUAACGGGACGCUUACCAACUAAAAAGGGAAAGGAAGAUGAGUUAGAAAAAUUGUCACUCUUACUUUUUCAUGAGGAGCUGGCUUUGCAGUGGGUUGUUUGCAGUGGCAGCGUUCGGGAAUCAGCUUUGCAACAAGCCUGGUUCUUUUUUGAAUUAAUGGUAAAGAGCAUGGUGCACCAUAUAUACUUUAAUGAUAAACUUGAUGCUCCAAGGAAAAGUCGUUUUCCAGAACGUUUCAUGGAUGACAUUGCAGCUCUUGUCAGCACGAUUGCUAGUGAUAUAGUUUCACGAUUUCAGAAGGACACAGAAAUGGUUGAGAGACUCAAUACAAGCCUUGCAUUCUUUCUCAAUGAUCUGUUGUCUGUUAUGGACAGAGGAUUUGUUUUUAGCCUUAUAAAGUCCUGCUAUAAACAGGUGUCUUCAAAGCUUUACUCAUUACCGAAUCCAAGCGUUCUGGUGUCCUUGAGGCUGGAUUUUCUGCGAAUCAUCUGCAGUCAUGAGCACUAUGUUACAUUAAACUUACCCUGCAGCUUACUUACUCCACCUGCAUCUCCAUCACCUUCUGUUUCUUCUGCAACAUCUCAGAGUUCUGGAUUUUCUACGAAUGUACAAGACCAAAAGAUUGCAAAUAUGUUUGAAUUGUCUGUGCCUUUCCGCCAACAGCAUUAUUUGGCAGGACUUGUGUUAACAGAGCUGGCUGUCAUUUUAGACCCUGAUGCUGAAGGACUGUUUGGAUUGCAUAAGAAAGUCAUCAAUAUGGUACACAAUUUACUCUCCAGUCAUGACUCAGACCCGCGGUACUCUGACCCCCAGAUAAAGGCUCGAGUGGCCAUGUUGUAUCUACCUCUGAUUGGUAUUAUCAUGGAAACUGUACCUCAGCUGUAUGAUUUUACAGAAACUCACAAUCAACGAGGAAGACCAAUUUGUAUAGCCACUGAUGAUUAUGAAAGUGAGAGUGGAAGUAUGAUAAGCCAGACCGUUGCCAUGGCAAUCGCAGGGACAUCGGUCCCUCAACUAACAAGGCCUGGCAGUUUCCUCCUCGCGUCAACGAGUGGAAGACAACACACUACCUUUUCAGCAGAAUCAAGUCGAAGCCUUUUGAUCUGUCUACUUUGGGUUCUCAAAAAUGCAGAUGAAACAGUUCUACAGAAGUGGUUUACAGAUCUCUCAGUCUUGCAGCUAAACCGGCUAUUAGAUCUGCUUUAUCUCUGUGUGUCUUGCUUUGAGUAUAAAGGGAAAAAAGUGUUUGAACGAAUGAAUAGCUUGACCUUUAAGAAAUCAAAAGACAUGAGAGCAAAGCUUGAAGAAGCUAUUCUUGGAAGCAUAGGUGCCAGACAAGAAAUGGUACGCCGAAGCCGAGGACAGCUCGAGAGAAGCCCAUCUGGAAGUGCCUUUGGAAGUCAAGAAAAUUUGAGGUGGAGAAAAGAUAUGACUCACUGGCGUCAAAACACAGAGAAGCUUGACAAAUCAAGAGCAGAGAUUGAACACGAAGCACUGAUUGAUGGAAACCUGGCUACAGAAGCAAACCUAAUCAUUUUAGAUACAUUAGAGAUUGUUGUUCAGACCGUUUCUGUAACGGAAUCCAAAGAGAGCAUUCUUGGUGGAGUGCUAAAAGUGCUACUACACAGCAUGGCCUGUAACCAAAGUGCAGUGUAUCUACAACACUGUUUUGCUACACAGAGAGCCUUGGUUUCAAAGUUUCCUGAACUCUUAUUUGAAGAAGAGACAGAGCAGUGUGCUGAUUUAUGCCUCCGGCUUCUCCGACACUGUAGCAGUAGCAUCGGUACUAUACGGUCACACGCCAGUGCCUCCCUUUACCUACUAAUGAGGCAAAACUUUGAGAUUGGGAAUAACUUCGCCAGGGUUAAAAUGCAGGUAACAAUGUCACUAUCCUCCUUGGUGGGCACAUCUCAGAAUUUUAAUGAAGAAUUCUUAAGACGUUCUCUAAAGACUAUAUUGACAUAUGCUGAAGAAGAUCUGGAAUUGAGGGAAACAACAUUUCCUGAUCAGGUCCAGGAUCUGGUUUUCAAUCUCCAUAUGAUUCUUUCUGAUACUGUGAAAAUGAAGGAACACCAGGAGGAUCCUGAAAUGUUGAUUGAUCUAAUGUACAGAAUUGCCAAGGGUUACCAGACCUCUCCAGACCUGCGAUUGACCUGGUUGCAGAACAUGGCUGGCAAGCACUCAGAACGAAGCAAUCAUGCUGAAGCUGCACAGUGUCUAGUCCACUCAGCAGCACUUGUUGCUGAAUACUUGAGCAUGCUGGAGGACCGGAAAUAUCUUCCUGUGGGAUGUGUAACAUUUCAGAAUAUUUCAUCUAAUGUUUUAGAAGAAUCUGCGGUCUCAGAUGAUGUGGUAUCUCCAGAUGAAGAAGGUAUCUGCUCUGGAAAAUACUUUACUGAAUCAGGACUUGUGGGAUUACUGGAACAAGCAGCUGCUUCUUUCUCUAUGGCUGGCAUGUAUGAAGCAGUUAAUGAGGUUUACAAAGUACUUAUUCCUAUUCAUGAAGCUAAUCGGGAUGCAAAGAAACUAUCCACAAUUCAUGGUAAACUUCAAGAAGCAUUCAGCAAAAUUGUUCAUCAGAGUACUGGCUGGGAGCGGAUGUUUGGCACCUAUUUUCGUGUUGGUUUUUAUGGAACCAAGUUCGGGGAUUUGGAUGAACAAGAAUUUGUUUACAAGGAGCCUGCAAUAACCAAACUUGCAGAGAUAUCUCACAGAUUGGAGGGAUUUUAUGGAGAAAGAUUUGGAGAGGAUGUGGUUGAAGUAAUCAAAGACUCUAAUCCUGUAGACAAGUGUAAAUUAGAUCCUAACAAGGCAUAUAUUCAGAUUACCUAUGUGGAGCCAUACUUUGACACAUAUGAGAUGAAGGACAGAAUCACCUAUUUCGACAAAAAUUAUAAUCUUCGCCGAUUCAUGUACUGUACACCCUUUACUUUAGAUGGCCGUGCCCAUGGGGAACUUCAUGAACAAUUCAAAAGGAAGACCAUUCUGACUACGUCUCAUGCCUUUCCUUAUAUUAAAACAAGGGUCAAUGUCACUCAUAAAGAAGAGGUCAUCUUAACACCAAUUGAGGUUGCUAUUGAGGACAUGCAGAAAAAGACACAGGAGUUGGCAUUUGCAACACAUCAAGAUCCCGCAGACCCCAAGAUGCUUCAGAUGGUACUCCAGGGAUCUGUAGGCACAACAGUGAAUCAGGGGCCUUUGGAAGUUGCCCAGGUUUUUCUGUCUGAAAUACCUAGUGACCCAAAGCUCUUCAGACAUCAUAAUAAACUGCGACUCUGCUUUAAAGAUUUUACUAAAAGGUGUGAAGAUGCCUUAAGAAAAAAUAAGAGCUUAAUUGGGCCGGAUCAAAAGGAGUAUCAAAGGGAACUGGAGAGAAACUAUCAUCGCCUUAAAGAGGCCCUACAGCCACUGAUCAACAGAAAGAUCCCUCAGUUAUACAAGGCAGUAUUGCCUGUCACCUGCCACAGAGAUUCCUUCAGCCGAAUGAGCCUUCGCAAAAUGGAUCUCUAAACUGAAUGCACUUGUUUUAUUCAUCUGCAAAGAGCCAUGUAUUCAACAUCGAGUGUGAAAAGAUCUAUUGGAAAACAACAUGGAAUGGAAUUCUGGAAAUUAUUAUUUAUUGAAGAAUGCAGUGGCCAAGAAAAUAUCAAAUGUAGAUUGUUAACACUUGAGAAUCAUGGCUAUGGUUUCUAAUGUUCUGGUAACAAGCUAUUAUCUUUUAAGACAUUUUAAUGACUGAAAGGUACACUAUACAUUUACCAUUAUUUAUACCAUAGCUAACGUUAAAUUUAUUCACUUUAAGUUCGUUAUUUUUUAAUUUAUAUUACCAUUUAUAGAUUCAUUUUGGAACCAUUUUAAAUGUAGUAAUGCUUAUUUUAAAGGUACUAUUAAAUAUGUGAAUGUUUACACUAAUUUUACCGAGUGGGACUUCAAAAUUUUUAUUUAUUGACAAUGGCAGAGAACAAUUAAAGGGUUGACUCAAGAACUAGUUCCAAACCUAGCAAAAUAAAAAUCAUAGAUAGCCCCAAAUUAAAUAAAUGAGUUUGGUAACUGUUUCAAGGUUAUUUUCUAUUUACAUACCCAAAAAAGGAAUUUAGAAUUGCAGAACUUUACUUAGUCAACCUUUGUGUAAAAUAAUGUAAAUACUGGGAUAACUAAUACCAGUGACAACAGCUUAACUUUGAUUAAAUCUUAUUACACCAA
This is a messenger RNA of Nomascus leucogenys (northern white-cheeked gibbon), 7259 nucleotides long. It is a transcript of the gene DOCK7, whose product is annotated as dedicator of cytokinesis 7. Gene Ontology annotation, biological process: small GTPase-mediated signal transduction; axonogenesis; positive regulation of GTPase activity. Gene Ontology annotation, molecular function: guanyl-nucleotide exchange factor activity. The transcript has 51 exons. The record is from RefSeq and is a predicted model, not a curated record. The coding region runs from base 135 to 6566 and encodes 2143 amino acids. NCBI's taxonomy places the organism in Eukaryota, Metazoa, Chordata, Mammalia, Primates, Hylobatidae.